AUGAUCUUGGUGCAUCAUGCUGACAGGCUGCUGCUAGGAUUCUACAUCAGCAAGCAUUCUCCUUCGGAUUCAUGGACGAUCUACCUGGAAGAUGGAGGCUGGUGUUUUGACCAAGAGGAAUGCCUUGCCAAGUCUCAGACUGACUCAGGGUCGAGUAGAGACUGGCCUGCAGCAAGAAACAACCUCGGCGGAGUAGAAUCUUUGCUGCUAAUUCUCAGCGACUCGACAUCAGACAAUCCCGACCUCAGCGCAUGGAACAAGGUCGUCAUUCCAUCUUGCGACGGGAGUUCCCUCAGUAGCACAGCAUCACAAAGCAUCAUUAACUCUACUGCUUCGGUCUGGCUCGAAGGCCUCAACAUCUUUGAAGAAACCAUCUCGACGCUGAUUGCGAGCCAAAACCUGGCAAAGGCACAGCAGAUCAUACUGGCUGGCAGUGGUUCGGGAGGACUUGCAGUUGGACUGCACCUGGACCGGUUGGAAAGCAAGGAAAUCACCAAGAAGAUAAGGAAUCCGUUGUACGUCGUGCAGUCAGGAUAUGAUUGCGAGCACCUAAAACUGGCGUUGGGUAUUUCCAGACAAAUGUUCAACGGGACAGGACGGAAGAAUCUGACACAAGUGACAAUCGAGGUGGAGAACGCUACUCCAUCAGAUGCUGUCAGACCCAACGGCAAGAUGUCACUGAUGGCGAGCGAGCAUGGUUUGCAAGAGUACUUCAAAUUUGCAAGCGACGGGAUGUGCAACUUUCGUGGGAGCUGGUCCAAAGGUUUCGUGCGGGCUGGAUGCCAACGUAUCACCCUCAAGGUCGUCGGGGACCUCAGCAUGAUUAACUCGGGAGAGAAAACGUGUAAAGCAUGA
Guillardia theta CCMP2712 is the source of this 855-nucleotide messenger RNA. RefSeq lists its product as hypothetical. The transcript is spliced from 11 exons. The record is from RefSeq and is a predicted model, not a curated record. The coding region runs from base 1 to 855 and encodes 284 amino acids. NCBI's taxonomy places the organism in Eukaryota, Cryptophyceae, Pyrenomonadales, Geminigeraceae. Gene Ontology annotation, molecular function: hydrolase activity.